ACUUCUUUUACCGAUAAAGUUGCGUUUAGUUAUAGGUUCUACCGCACGCUAAUUUAUGAUAAAACGUAAAGACGGAUUGUACUUAAAUUAUAAUGGGAUCCACUCAAUUAUUAACUGCUCUUGUCGGCCUAGAAGUUCACGCCCAGAUUUUUUCGAAAUUUAAGGUUUUUUCUAAAGUAAAAGCUUUAUUUGGCGAGAAACCAAACACUUUGGUUUCCCUCUUAGACGCAGGAUUUCCGGGGACGUUACCUGUACUCAACCGAAGGUGCCUUGAUGCAGCUAUUAUAACGGGACUGGCGCUUCGAGGGAAUAUCAGCAACUAUGUAACAUUUGAUAGGAAGCAUUACUUCUACUCAGAUUUGCCUCUGGGUUAUCAAAUUACUCAAAAAACGCCUAUCGUAACUGGAGGUUAUGUAAUAGUCAAAGAUGAACGAGGUAUGGGACGUGAAAUCAGAAUCGAAGGGGUGCACUUAGAGCAGGAUUCCGGAAAAUCAUUUGAGUUACAAGGUACUAAAGCAACUUUAGUGGAUCUUAACCGCUGUGGUGUCGGUUUAUUGGAGAUAGUGACUAAGCCUGACUUAAGGAACGGGCAAGAGGCAUUGACGUUUGUGCGGGAGCUCCGUCGCAUUUUACAAGAGAUCGGAGUUUGCACAGCUAAAGUCGCCGCUGGCGAGAUGCGCGUGGAUGCCAACGUUUCUGUCCAUAGUCCAGGUGGACCUCCGGGGACUCGGGUGGAACUUAAAAACGUAAGCGGAGCAAAGAGCCUUCGGGAGGCAAUCGAUCAGGAGAUCGACCGCCAAAAGGAAUUGACCACUUCGGGCUACGCAGUUUCUAGGGAGACCCGCUCUUACUCGCUUCGGAGCAGAUCUACUUUUGUAAAAAGGGUUAAAGAGAGUCUCGAGGACUACAGAUAUCUUCCUGAGCCUGACUUGCCCGCAAUUCUCGUCCCAAAGUCGUACGUGGAGCAUCUAAGGACAAGACUUCCAGAGCUUCCCUUGAAUACACUAUCGAGAAUCUCGAAGCAGUACGGCAUUGGGACCCGCCAGUGCCAGAUCCUCGUAGCACGGCCGGGGGCGGUUCAAUACUUUGAAAAGGUUUGUCAGGGGAGGAAAGCCUCUUUGGUGGCGUCCUUAGUGGUGUACGACGUCAUGAAGGAACUGAAUAAACAGAAAAUAGAAAACUUCGAAGACUGCCCCCUGCCCCCAGAACGUCUGGGAAUUCUUGUUGAUGCCGUUGCAGAGGGGAUCGUCUCCGUUUCCAAUGCAAAGCUGGUGAUUCCGCAUCUUUUCGCCUCCUCCAAGAGUGUCGCACAAAUCAUAGAGGAGAACAAUUGGAGGCAAAUCGACGAUCCCGAAGAGGCCGAGCGAUUCUGUCGCUCUUGCUUUAGCAAUAGCCCCGUUUUUGUGGAAUACUUAAAGGGGAAGAGAGAAAAGCUUGGUACUCUCCUUGGAUUGGUUAAAGAAAAGUCGAAUGGCCGCAUACCGUCCGGCCUCGUUAUUGAGUCCAUUAACAAGCUCCAAGCGGAGCACAAGCAUAUUUGAAUUUAACGAGCACUCCUCUGACAUUCAUUUGCGUGCACAAUAACUUUAUUACUGCCAUGUUAGCUUUAGCGUUUGACCCUGAGGACGGACAUAACGUGUUUUAACCAACAUGUACAAAAAGAGGAAUAAAAGUGUAUAGUAACCAAGUGAACUUUU
Messenger RNA from Zophobas morio, 1697 nucleotides. Its product is annotated as glutamyl-tRNA(Gln) amidotransferase subunit B, mitochondrial-like. Gene Ontology annotation, biological process: glutaminyl-tRNAGln biosynthesis via transamidation; mitochondrial translation. The coding region runs from base 93 to 1541 and encodes 482 amino acids. The record is from RefSeq and is a predicted model, not a curated record. Gene Ontology annotation, cellular component: mitochondrion; glutamyl-tRNA(Gln) amidotransferase complex. The transcript is spliced from 16 exons. NCBI's taxonomy places the organism in Eukaryota, Metazoa, Arthropoda, Insecta, Coleoptera, Tenebrionidae. Gene Ontology annotation, molecular function: glutaminyl-tRNA synthase (glutamine-hydrolyzing) activity.